Molecule: messenger RNA, 1989 nt
Organism: Talaromyces proteolyticus
Lineage: Eukaryota; Fungi; Ascomycota; Eurotiomycetes; Eurotiales; Trichocomaceae
Exons: 1
Coding region: 1-1989 (662 amino acids)
Source: RefSeq, a predicted model, not a curated record
AUGUCUCAAGCUCGAAAUAACCUUCAGAUAAGGUGUGCAGAGAACAUCGCACUUGCCUUAAUACUGCAUACAGUUCCUUCGCCACCCACAGAUAAUAAAUGGCCUAACAAUGUAUCACAUAAUCUGCAGAAGAAAUACUCGCUACCAUUCGAUAAAGAGCGCAGUCUGACCGGGAUCAUAGCAUUUCUCUCGAGCUUAAGAGAUGACCCGGACCACAUCCCAGCGGUAUGCGUCAGAGAAGACCCUGAUGGAGGUGGCCUGAAUGUCAUUGUCGCGGUCAAUAAACGUCGAGAGAGUGAUGGCAAUAGUCUUCUCCAAGACUUGAAAGGAGGUUUUGAACAAAUCUUUCAAACUCUUGCGGGUGCCUUCAUUCUCUCUCAGGACAACGAGCAUCAACAUGAUCAUUCUAAUAUUAAAAGUGAUCCUUUUACGGAGAUUGUUUCUAUGUGCUCUGCUCGCAUACUAAAUCGACUACAUCUCAGAAAUUCCUCAAAGAAAAAUAUCAAGCAGGUCCUGGUGGAGAUCAUAAACUUUGAAGCUCGCUUAGGAAAAAAUAACCGGAAAAUCAAAAUCACGACUAAAGUUAGGACUUCAUUUGUGACAGCAGCCAAGAGAGUGGUCAAAUUAGUUGACUUGUGGUUGAAGCAUCAAACUACGAGUCGCUUAGAGGACCUUGUUGAAGGUGUCUAUGCGUUAUACAAGACGCAUGCAACUCGUAGCAUGCUUAAUGCUAUGACUCAUAAAGAUAUGGACCCAUCGCUAAAGGCGAGUCUUAUUAACAUGAUUGAUAAGGUUGCGAGGUAUCGGCAAGCUAGUAAAUCACUUUAUCGGAUGGCAAAAGAAUACCCUAUUGUGAGGCGGAUGAAGUUCGUUCCUGUCAACCUUCCUCAAGAAGCCUUUGAAUCACCACCAAUUGAUCAAUACCAACCUAAUCUUGCGUCAACCAUUUCACGAAUUGAUCCAAAGUAUUCCAAGAAAGAAAAUAUUGAUCAGCUCCGUCGCCUUUUGAAUACUAAAGAGACAAAUGUCAAAGAGACAAAUGUCGAUGAUGAAUUCUCGAAAAAAACGCUGAAAAUAUUGGAAUAUGCAAAAGUGCACGCCGAAAUCCAACUUAUUGCAUACUGCGAGCUUCUGAUUCCAAAUUUUCCACCACGGGUCAUCUGCUCUAGCAAAGACGCCUGUUAUCUCUGUAAUAUCUGCAUUGCAGUAUAUCAGAAAAAUAUGCAUAUACCUCGAUGUCACGGGAGAUUGUGGCCUAAUUGGAGAAUACCACCCCUCCCCCAGUUAGUUACCACCCAGCAGAACUUUACUACGACCUUCGAAAGAAAUAUCAAAGAGAGCCUGGGCGCUCUUCAACUGAGACAGAAAAGGACUAAUUACCCUCAGCCCAACGAGAGCACGCUCCUUACGCUAUCGUCAGUUAGAACUUCUCGUAGUAUGAAUUGCCCCGGAGAGAAACAGACAGGUUCUCAACUAGGAAUACACCACACGAUACCUGCGCUAGACAAUUCUUUAUUAGUAGACGGAAAUGAUCGCUCGUCGCCCGCUAGACGACGGCCGGAUACUGCUGUCGGAGGAUCACUGGUACAAAUCGAUAGUACCUUCGAGUCAAAUAGCUCGACUUUGACCUCUCAGUCAGUUACCUCCUACUACUAUCUUUCUCAAGGUGAGAUUUUGAAGAAGUCGACAAUGUUACGCAAGACAUCGCAGCUAUAUACCGCGGGUCAAUUAGAAGUUCAGAUCGAGAUCGAGGCUCCGAAAAGCUUAGUAGAGAAGGCUAAAAAAAACGCAAGCCUUUAUUCAUACAAUAUCGAAUGGCUAAUGGCCGAAAGUCCAGAGAAGAGGCUAGAUCGAUGCCAUUCAACGUGUGUUGUAGAUGUGGAAUCUCUAAGAGGUGAAAUCUCUCAUGAAUUGUGCAGCCAGAAGAGUCUCGAUAUCCUUACAAACGACGCUGUGUUACGACUAAGUUUUUAUCCAGGUUUGCAGUAG